CUGGGAAAGUGUGCGGCUGCGAAGAAUUACAGGGUGACACGAACCAGGGAGCUAAGAGCGCACCCGUGUGUCCUUGCACUGAACAUGGUAUCAUUGGUGAGCAUAGCAAGCGUGAUCCUCUUGGCUUGGACCUGCAGUUGUGAUGAAGCCCCCUGUGGAGUGAAGAGGUUCAAGCCAUUGCCGACUGAGAAGGCACGAACUGCGGAAUGGCCUUGGAUGGCUUCUAUCAUGGAGUACAAUCAGCGAAAGACACCCGACUAUCUCUGUGCCGGUGUUCUGAUCAGCGAGCGACAUGUCUUAACAGCGGCUCACUGCUUUGACCCGAGGCCACAGAACCCGCGGUUGUACUCGGUUCAACUGGAGUCGGAGUCCACCGAAUCCGGAGUGGAGUACAACGUGUACGACGUCGAAGUGCAUCCAGACUACUUGCCCGGGAGCAGCUACUACGACCUGGCUGUGAUGACGCUGCGCACUAACGUGGCCAACGAUACCAUGCCCAUCUGUCUGCCCACCCGUACUGACGCCUUCGACAAGAGGCUGUCUUACGUUCUCGAGUGGUCGCCCAAGUAUUACGGGAACAAAUCCCCCAUGGCCCUUCGUGCUCGUCGAGCCCUCGUGGCAAACAACGCGGACUGCAGCGAGUUUUUCAGCAAUGUCAGGAUGCGCGAGCUUCCAAGGGGCAUCAUCGCUGGCCAGAUGUGCACCGAUAUCCAAGAAAUACAAGGCGGUUGUGAUCGUUACAUGGGUUCGCCGAUGAUCGUGCCAGAUCGAAGUUACCGCUGGUCGGCGGUCGGAGUGGCCACGUUCGGAGAGAAAUGCCGCGACCACAAUUUCCCCGGAGUGUACACCAAGGUCACGCACUACUUGCCUUGGAUCCAACGUAUAAUGAAAAGCACUUAGCCGUUGCUUUCACUCACCACUUCGCUCAACCAUCUAAAUGACCAUGUAUUCGCACCUUCUAGCCAUUAUUGCUGCAAUAAAGUUGCGGUAACAGUCGAA
Messenger RNA from Rhipicephalus sanguineus (brown dog tick), 999 nucleotides. RefSeq names its product clotting factor B. Gene Ontology annotation, molecular function: serine-type endopeptidase activity. Gene Ontology annotation, biological process: proteolysis. Bases 85 to 900 code for a protein of 271 amino acids. The transcript has 7 exons. NCBI's taxonomy places the organism in Eukaryota, Metazoa, Arthropoda, Arachnida, Ixodida, Ixodidae. The record is from RefSeq and is a predicted model, not a curated record.